Planococcus citri (citrus mealybug) is the source of this 7957-nucleotide messenger RNA. It is a transcript of the gene gogo, whose product is annotated as golden goal. Gene Ontology annotation, cellular component: cell periphery. Bases 629 to 3781 code for a protein of 1050 amino acids. The record is from RefSeq and is a predicted model, not a curated record. The transcript has 16 exons. NCBI's taxonomy places the organism in Eukaryota, Metazoa, Arthropoda, Insecta, Hemiptera, Pseudococcidae.
GUUAAAAUAUAUCAACGAAUGAAUGGUUUGGAUAUGCAACCCUUUAUACCUAUGUACCUACAGUACAGACACACCACGUCUCGUACUCGUAUAUGGUAUAGUUUCACAUUGUACGGUGUAUUGUGUACAGUAUGCCUUCUGUGUUAUAAGUGAAAACGCUUCGAAGACCCUUUGAAGUACAUAAUUUACCCCGCGCUCUGGUUUCUCUAUAUUUUAGGGUGAGUUGGAAAGUUUUUGGGGUGGGAGAGAACGGCGAAAAACUAAUUUCUACUUGAUUCGCGUUUCGCGUAACCCGUCACACAUCGUUAUUCGCUUUCGACAUUUGUGGUGUGAUUGAACGCGCGUUCUUUUCUCAGCGGAUGUGAAAUUUUUCCAACACAUAUUCAAUGAGAUGGUUAAUCGGAUUCAAUGGUGUGGUGUAUUUGAACUGAUACAGAUUGACUUUUGGUAGUUUCGAAGAGGAAUAUCCUCUUGGUCCAUGGAACAUCACGUAGUAUUCGAGUCGAAGUUCAGCACCGGGACUAAAUUGCUGCUUAUGAGCAAUUUGAAUUUCGUACGAGAUCACCUGAAAUGAAGAACAUCAAUUUCCCGCUGGAUUACCGGCUAUAAACUGAAAAAGAUCUUGAAUAUGAUGCUGAUACGUUGGAAAAUCAAAUUAAUUAUUUUUUCCAUCGUCUGUACAAUGUGCCACGCUAUCGAAAUUCGUGUACCAGUCAAUUACACCGCUUUAACGGGAGAUUUGGAGAUUCACGUACAAGAUUUGACACCGCAAGAGGACCCUUAUUAUGUGCAACUACUCGAGUACUACCCGUUGGAUAAUUCGUUCACUAUAAUCAGUUCGACACCGUUGGUUUUGGAUAAUGCUACGACUCUCGUGUACAAGGCGAAGUUCCCUUGUGGGGUGAUCUCGCAAGGGGGCAGAUACGGCGUUAGAAUACAGUCGGAUUUUAAUUCCGAUAUUAACGAGGUGCUAGUGACGGUUUCCGAUGAUAUCACCAUACGUAAUAUGUCUUCGUACGAUUUGGGCAAAGCUAAGACCGAGAAGAUGAGGGAUUUCAUAAUGCAACUAGACGUAAGAUGGCCCAUGGUUAGCUUGAGUAUCGAACCGCAAGAAAUCGAGACUUACCCGGAUAUUAAUGUAACCGCCUCGGUCAUGUUUCAAGCAUCGUAUUGCGAACCUGCCAUCGGAUCUUUGGUACCGGAGACCUGGAUUAGUUUAAUUUAUUGCGGUCAUUCUCCUUCCGAAUGUAAAUUGGAUAACGUCUCGCAUCUGUCGCAGAUUUUAUACUCGGAGCAAAUCAGAGGAUAUCCGAGGCUGAGAGAUAUAAGUUUAAGAUGUCAAUUAUUUGGCCAAGCGGGAUAUUACACCUUGUAUCUGACUAGUGGCAUGCAUGCUACCGGAUCUGUCGUUGCUACUAUUCCAGUCGAAGGCUUGCUGAAAACAAAAUGGAGUGAAAAAUUCGUGUUCAAUGUGCAUACUCGCAGUAUUUUCCAAUGCGACGCUCACAACGGAGGAGUAGCGGUUCUAUUCCAAUAUCCGAAUUGUAUUUUACCAAAUGAUAAAAUAAGAUUAUUCGGUAGUUUAAGAGCAGAUGUUGCCUCUCUGCUGCCUCCCACCACUCUGCACUAUAUCACCGAGCAUCGAGUAGUAAAAGGAAAAUAUAGUUUGCAUUUCGAUUGCGAAUUGUUCAGCGAAAAAUACGUCGAAUAUUGUUUCGUAUAUGUAAAUCAAGCGAUUACCGGAGCUGUUACCGAUGUGCGAAUGGACUGCGUACCCACCUACCCCAUCUCCGAAGCUGGCCAGUGGGGUAGCUGGAGUGAAUGGAGUGAAUGCUCGAGUACGUGUAAAGGAGGCACUCGUAACAGAUACAGAUUUUGCGAUUCACCGUCUCCAAAAUAUGGUGCUAAAUAUUGCGAAGGUCAUACAGUGGAAACUGAAGUGUGUGGUAAUGCUACAUCUUGGGAAUGUCAACUUUACGAUGUCCAAGUGACUCCUGAGCUGUUGGCUGAGAAACCUGAAAUUCAAGAGGUGGUGGGAGAGAAGUGCAGAUGCGGUUGUAUUAUUCAUUUGGAUGUGACAAUGCCUCAGAGGUUUUUGGCAGCGUCGAUGAGAAACUGUUCGAAAAAAGCUUGGUGGAAAAUUCAAGCGGAUCCAGAUCACACAGUUCAGUUAUACAUGAAUCGAGUACAUUUCCCAUGUGCAACUCAAAAACUCAAAAUCCACGAUGGAGAAUUCCUCUCGUCGAAUUUACUGGCACAAUUCACUUCGACAGAUACAGUAACCAUGACCAAUUUCUCAGUUAUGUCUUCCGGUUCGGUGCUAUUGCUCGAGUACACAAUCUCAGAUAAUUUAAAUAAUGCAGAAUGCACAGGAGGUUUCGUUUGUCAUUUUAGACAAAAAGCUGCAAUGACUUCCAAUAUCAGUCACGUGUAUGCUGAAAGUAUGAGCGGAGAGAUGCCUGUUGAAGCAGUCCAUGUGGCUAUUCUCGUUAUGUUAAUUAUUGUAGUAACCAUGUCUCUUUGUAUGACGAUUCAAUACGUCGAUCGAUAUCAUAAAUAUCAAAGAACUGCCGUCACUGAUGACGUAACCGAUACCGAAUGCUCUGAAACUUUUUCUCGACGAAAUUUCGCCGCCGUAAUCAGCCAUGAAACUUCGACGUCGACAUUGAUAUCGGAAAUUAUUCCGUUGAGGAAAUUAUGCCGUGAAAAUAAAGCUCUUCAGACCAACGACUACGGACAAGAUUUUGAUAGCACUUCUCAAUCUGAAAAUGAUGAUGAAGUUGUGAAAGUUCGAAUUGUACCUGAAGACGUGGUAACGUCGAAAGAAAGUAUUGAGCAGAAUUCAAAGAUAUGUGUAUUUAAAGCUGAGAUUCAUGCUGAAAAUAAACCCGAUGAGGUUAAUGGAAGUGUUAAAUCUGUGAGUAUCGACGAACUAUCUUCAUCAGGUCCAGUCAGUGCUCUGAAUACCAGUCGAACAAAUAUCUCAGAACGAAGACCUAGCGCUUGCACUCAUAUCAGCGCAUCCUCCAGCAUCUCUCCAACUUUAUCAUCGCAUACAAACGUGAUCUCUUCAGCCACCUCUAGUCUCCGAGGCUCAACCCUGAAACGCGUCAAAGACAUUAAAAACCAAGAAAAAGCCAUGAUAGGUUCAGAUUUCAGCCUAACAGGACAAGACACCGAUCUCGAAAUGGACUACUACGACUACAACGUACAAAAUACCAGCGCCGUACCGGGCUCGUACCUCGGCAUGGAUCCCGCUUACUGCGUAUGGAUCCCUCCAUUCGCCCCAGGCCAAUGGAUAGAUAACGGUAGCGACGACGAAGACUCAUCUUCCACUAACGAUAUCGAAAUGAAAGUCAUGAGUCGCAGAUGCUCGAGAAAAAUCUCAGAAACUAGCGAUAGCGAGUCGAGGAGCGAAACACCUACUGAAAAGUUUCAACGCGAAUGUAAAAUCCACUCUAAAGAAAAAAUCAAGAGAUUUUCGGGUCUGAGUACGACUUCGAGCAGUAAUAGGACAGUUGUACCCGAAGAUAUGACUCCUGACGAUGAUCUAACCAUACAAGAUGCUUUACAGCCCGAUACACCUAAACGAAUUCAACAAGCUGUGGUAAUCAAAGAAGGCGAAUUGGAGAAAAAAGCUCUACUCGAAAAGGAUGAUAUUAAAUUCGCCGAUGAUGACGAGGAUUCCGAUACUGCUUAUAAUUCCGAAGACGAUGAAAUGAAAAAAUUAAAGAAAUCUACCAACAGGCAUAUAAAAUCUGUAGCUUUGAAUGGUUCUUAAUGUUGAAAGGAGCAGGCAUCUGGAUUCCUUUUUUUUUUAAAAAAAAAGCAGUAUAGACAUUUUUUUCGAUAAAAUCAGUUCGACACUGCCACACAAAGCAAUUUAACAUGAAAUAAUAAUAGAUUUUUCAAUGUAAAAGUUUAUAGCUAUCUGGCCUUUACCUGUCAUUUUCUUUUCGAGCUUCUUUAAUCAUCUCGGAAUCAUCGUUCAUCAAUUUUUAAUUUUUAAUUGCCUUCAAAUUUAAAAUUACCCGAGUCAAAUGAACCGUGAAAAUGUUAAAAAAAAAAAAGAAUUACAGACUGUAGGCAAUAGAUUUUUUAUAAAAAUUUACAUAUCAAAAGGGUCCUAAUUUCGCUGAAAUUUCAUUCAAAGUAAUUUCACCAUCAUCCUCGUCAUUACAUUUUAAUCGUGGUCGUGGUUGUAAAAAUAUACCUAUAUAAAACCAUCCUGUAAAAUAAAUUGAGUCCAUAUCGUAAUAAAAUCCAACAUAUCGAGCCGUUUCCAAAUAAUACGUAAAUGUAGUUACCUCUCUUAAUACUGUUGUAAAUUAUCGGAGACAUAUUGAAUUUGCAUAUCACCGAGAAAAAAUUUUCUAGUCUUGAGACGUGAUACUAUGGCAAAUUAAAUGUAAAAUUUAUAUUUGUGCAAUUUGAAAUUCAUCAAGACUGAUGUUCACGUUGUAUAUUUAGCAAAAUGUUUAUUAUUUUUUGUUCGUUUUUAUUAAGUUUGUCAUGUGGUUUUCUUUUUCUAUAUGUAGAUGUCGUAGCUUGUGUAUUGACGAUGGUCCUUAUUUUGAUGUUAGUUUCUAUACUCUUUUUACUCGUGUUUUUUUUUUUUCGUUUCUCUCCUCAAAGUUGUUGGUUUUUAUAAGUAGGUACACGGAAAUUUUUUUGAAUUUGAUUGGAUAGAAAAUUUAUUUAAGAAGGGAAUAUCUUUAAGAGACAUUCUCAGAUUUGAACAAAACGAAGCUAGAUCAAAAAAGCAUGCCCUAUAAAAACAUGAUUGACCAAUAUUUCAGGUGCUGAAGUUCAUUUUUGGAUUUUUGGAAAAUUUUUAAAAAAUGUGAAAAUUGAAAAACUGUUUUAAAAGUAGUAGUAGUAGUAGUAAUAUUUAUUCGAUCUGUUACUUAAGUAACAUUCAGAAAACACAGGUAAAGAGGGGUUUAAACCUCUAAAAAUUAAAUAAAUUAUAUAAAUCUAAAUUUUAGAUCACUUAUAUGAUAUCUACUAAGUCUAUAUGUAUCUACGAUUUUCAAACUUUUUAAAUGAAAAAUGAGGAGCUCAAAAGCAAAGUUAGAGUAAUUCCAUUUUUAAUUUUUUUGGGAAAACGCAAAAAACUGUGCCCAGUCUUCAAAAUUCGGCCCAUUAAGUAAAUUCGUUCAAAUUGGUUUCAUUUUGAAUAUGAGCAUCAUCCAUUACCAAAAACCAAAUUUUUCCCCAUUUUGAAAGUAAUGGGGACGUACAGAGGAAAUAUAAGUUCAUUUACCUACUGUGUUUUACUGCUUUCAAAAAAAAAACGAAUUAUACAUUUUUUUUUUUCGAAAAAAAAUCAGAAAAAGUAAAACACAUUUUUUCAGAAUAAAAAUUUACCUAUUAAAAAAAUCAAAUUUUCAAAGAAGAUGGUGUAACUAAAACAGUCCAAAAAGUGCCCAAAAAGCUUCGGUUUAAGUUAUUAAGUAGGUGCUAUAGGUUCAAGUUCGGUCUUCCCAGAGCGAUUUUAAAUUUUUGGAGAAAUUUGAGAACUCACUAGAGGCUUCAAAAAGGUCAGAUUGAGAUGGUUUUGGAAUUGUGAGAUCAUUCAGACGUACUGAAUGCUAUCUUGUUGAAAAAACUGCUCAAUUUAUAACUCCUUCGAAAAUUUUAUUUUUUUCACUUUUUCUGGAAUUUACAGAUUGGUCAAAAAUUAUUCAUUUUUGAGCCCACAUUCCUAGAAUUUCACAAUGAACACUUAAAACAGUCGAUAGGGUGCCCAAGAAAGACCGAUCAUAGUUAUCCCAGCUAUACUUAGUUCAUUUUUUUUCACUUUUCAGAGCGAUUUGAAAUUUCUGUAAAAAAAUAGAAAAUUGCUGGAUGGUCCAGAAUGAUUCAAAACUAUAGUAAUUUUUUAUGUGCCUAUAGGAAUUUAAUCGAAGGAAUUAUUCACAUCAAGUACCUACCUAGUUCACGUUGCUCAAAAAAUUUAAGAUAUUCCUCAAAACAGCUUUUUAAAAAUUUUCAAGUUUUCAAAAAUUCUCCAAAAAUCAAUAUUAGGAUCUAAAGGUGUCUAAUUUGAUCCAAAUAGCCUUUUUUAAAAACCUGAAUGAUUUUGUAUCCUAAAAUUUUUUUCCAGGAUUGAAUUUUUAUUAGAUUUGUAAAUCCGGGUGUGAUGAAGUUUGGUCCAAAUUUUACUCCAAUUGAAUCUGAACAAAAAAUUGUUGCAUAUAUUUAAUUGGAUUUGAUUGUGGGUGAUCCAAACUGAUCCAGUUCGAUCUAAAAAUUUUCUCUUGUGAGAGUAGGUAUGAUUACCUCAUUUCAAAGCACUUUUACAUUUAAAAGUGACAACAAAUUUUGUACUGGACAUAUAGGAAUUGCUAGAGAAUCCUCAAGUAGACCAUUAGCUAAAGUUUGAGGUGCUGAAAUUCAUUUUUCGAUUUUUGGUGAAUUUUCAAAGGUUCUUUGGGCCAAAAUUGGGGUACCUAAAAAUCAAAAUUUCACCAAAUUAACCUGAAAAGCUGAAAUUUGGUCUGUACACUUUUUUCGACCACCUAUAUCAAUAGAUGAUAAAUUUGAAUCAUUCUAGAGCGUCCAGCAAAUUUUGAUUUCUCCAUUUUUUCAAAAAAAAUCACUGGAGGAAUUGGGUCAAAAUUGGGGUAAAAAUCAAAAUUUCACCAAAUUGACCUGAAAAUCUGAACUUUGGUCUGUACACUUUUUUCGACCACCUAUAUCAAUAGGUGAUAAAUUUGAAUCUUUCUGGAGCGUCCAGCGAAUUUUGAUUUCUCCAUUUUUUCAACAAAAAAAAUCACUGGAGAAAUUGGGUCAAAAUUGUGGUAAAACUCAAAAUUUCACCAAAUUAACCUGAAAAGCUGAAAUAUGGUCUGUACACUUUUUCGACCACCUGUAUUAAUCUGUGACAGUUUCGAAUCAUUCUAAAGUCUCCAGCGAAUUUUGAUUUCAUCAUUUUUCAAAAAAAAAAAAAUCACUGGAGAAAAUCUUGGAUUUGAGUCAGCACAAAGUGAUUUUGAAAAUAGCUGCUUUAAUUGAUCGAAAAGGUCACAACGAAGAUAAAUCAGAUCUUAUAAGUGUUCGAUUCCAUUUUUUUCACCUUUUUUAGAGCAUUUUUUUUUCAAAAACCAGAGAAUCCAAAAAUCCGCUGGGAGCUCCAGAACGUUUUAAAGCCAUCAUAAAUCGACUCGGGAGGUCAAAAAUAGGGUACAAAUUAAAUCUAAAAUUUCUAGGUCGAUUUAGUAAAAUUUUAAUUUUUUCUUAUUUUUAAGCCAAAAGUUUGACUUUUUAAAAAUCUAACAAAAAUCGAAAAAUAAAUUUCAGCACUUGAAAUUUUGGAUUGUGGUGUAUUUUAGGGGUCUUCUCUCGAUUUCCCUCUGUCCAUUCAAAGUUUUUUAUACUCAGAAGUAGGGUACGUACUCUUAGAUGAAAUUCAAAGACUUGACCCCCAAAAAAUCGAUACCAACCUAAUUUCCACUGUUUAUGUUUCAAAGGUUCAAAAAUCAUUUUUUACUCAUUUCAAAAAAAUUUUUAAAAAAAUGCAACCUUGCUCAAGAUUUCUGAAUCUAAAAUUUUUCCUCUAAAAAUAUUAAACAUUUAAUAUUAAGUAAGUCUUUGAAAAAAAAAAAAAAAAAAAAAAAAAAAAACUUCAGCAACAGCAACAACUUUAGGAGAUGAAUUUGAAAAAAAUCAACAAAAAUCUUCAAUAAUAAAAAUAAGGACCAUCCUAACGUGUAUUAUAUUGUAUCUACUUGAUAAAUGUUCCAAACUUUCUAUACUUUUGUUUGUACUAAGAGUAAUAUUUUGGUGUUUUAUAAAUUUAAAAAUGCAUUUGUAACAUAUUUAUGUAUGUUUUUCUUUUCUUUCCUUUUAUUUUUUUGGUUACCCUCCCUUCCUGCAUUUGCAUUAUCUAGUUUAUGUAACGAAACAAAAAAAAACUCUAGUCGUUAAGAAAUAAAUUAUUCUACGUGGUGUA